AUGGAAAUGAAACAUAGGAAGCACGCCUAUUCUAAAAGAGAGAAAAUAAACGAAAUAGAGAAAAAAUGUGAAGAAAGUUUGAAUGAAAUCCUUAGGUCGGCAAAUGAAGUUAGCGAAAUUUCUAAAAAAGCAGAACUUGAAUUGGAACAGCAAACGGAACAAAUAAAACAUAUAAAUAAAGAAACAGAUAACAUUCAAGAAAGACUAAAACAAAGUCAAUAUCAUUUAGAAGGAAUAAAGUAUUGGUGGAAAAAUAUAAAUUCGUUCCUAGGAUUUCAAGCCACUGACGAAAAUGAAAAUAUCAAAAUAGAUAAUCCAAUAAAUAAUCAAAUCGAAAAAAAAAAUAAUAACCACUAUAAAAAUAAUUAUGGGAAAACUCUUAACCGAACAUAUGCAGAUAGAUUAGAUGAAAAAAGAAUACCACAAAGAAAAGGAACAUUUGAUGAUAAAUAUGAACGUGAUUUAAAUAUGUUGUCUUCUAUGUUGGAUGAACUUCACACUAGAGCAUUAGUUAUGGGGAAUACAAUAAAUGAGCAAAAUAAAAUGCUAAAUAACGUAAAUGAAAAAAUGGAAAAUAACAUCGAGAAAAUUCAGGAUCAGCAAAAAAUGAUGAAAGAAAUAAUGAAAAGAUAA
This is a messenger RNA of Plasmodium vinckei vinckei, 633 nucleotides long. Its product is annotated as SNARE protein, putative. The transcript has 6 exons. NCBI's taxonomy places the organism in Eukaryota, Apicomplexa, Aconoidasida, Haemosporida, Plasmodiidae. Bases 1 to 633 code for a protein of 210 amino acids. The record is from RefSeq and is a predicted model, not a curated record. Gene Ontology annotation, cellular component: plasma membrane.